Molecule: messenger RNA, 366 nt
Organism: Trematosphaeria pertusa
Lineage: Eukaryota; Fungi; Ascomycota; Dothideomycetes; Pleosporales; Trematosphaeriaceae
Exons: 1
Coding region: 1-366 (121 amino acids)
Source: RefSeq, a predicted model, not a curated record
AUGUCUCUACAUCAGUGUCGUCGUCGCCGAAUACCCGACGAGGAAUGGGAGAGUCACAAGCUGAGGAUCAAGCGGCUGUUCCUUGAGAAGACGCUUGAAGGUGACGAUGGCCUCAUCUCGACCAUGGAGAAAGAAUGUGGCUUCUCUGCCAGGCAAAUCACUUCUACCUUCUUCCUAGCAAGAAGAGCGCUAAUUCAGUUCACAGUAAGGCGCAGUACGAGACAAGGCUCAAGAGGUGGGGUUUCCGAAAGUACGCUAGCAAAGAACAAUGGAACGCGAUCCAUCACGCUGUGGAUAAUCGCCAUGCGCAAGGCAAAGGAAGUCAAGUAUACCUACACGGAGAGCCACUCAAGAAGGAGAAGAUAG